Molecule: messenger RNA, 297 nt
Organism: Staurois parvus
Lineage: Eukaryota; Metazoa; Chordata; Amphibia; Anura; Ranidae
Source: the annotation of a GenBank genome assembly
ACUGCGGACACAGUACAGGAGAUGACCAGAGACUGCGGACACAGUACAGGAGGUGACCAGAGACUGCGGACACAGUACAGGAGAAGACCAGAGACUGCGGACACAGUACAGGAGAAGACCAGAGACUGCAGACAUAGUACAGAAGAUGACCAGAGACUGCGGACAUACUACAGGAGAUGACCAGAGACUGCGGACAUACUACAGGAGAUGACCAGAGAAUGCGGACACAGUACAGGAGAUGACCAGAGACUGCGGACAUAGUACAGGAGAUGACCAGAGACUGCGGACACAGUACAG